AUAAACUAUAGGCUGGCAUCUAAUGGCCCAUCCACACGGCCUUUUCGUCAGUCUAUUUUAAUGCAUCUUCAAAGACCCGCGUUCAUAGUUGCUGCUUGUCACGCCGCUAGGGUUUUAUCUGAGAUCCGGUAGCGUCUCAGUAUACCGUGCAACCGAAUCGGGAAGCCAUGUCUAAGAGAAAGACAAGGGAGCCCAAGGAGGAUACAGUGACCCUCGGACCAAGCAUACGCGAUGGGGAAUUAGUUUUUGGUGUUGCCCACAUUUUUGCUUCGUUCAAUGAUACAUUUAUACAUGUAACUGAUUUAUCUGGGAGAGAAACUUUGGUCCGCAUUACUGGUGGUAUGAAAGUGAAGGCUGACAGAGAUGAAUCUUCUCCAUACGCAGCUAUGCUUGCAGCCCAAGAUGUGUCUCAGCGAUGCAAGGAACUUGGAAUAACUGCUCUUCACAUAAAGCUUAGGGCUACUGGAGGUAACAAGACGAAGACUCCAGGUCCAGGUGCCCAAUCUGCUCUUAGAGCCCUUGCUCGUUCUGGCAUGAAAAUUGGUCGCAUAGAGGAUGUUACUCCGAUUCCAACUGAUAGCACUCGUCGGAAAAGUGGUAGAAGGGGAAGGAGGCUGUAGGGCCCCUCUCGUUCUUUGUUUGUGAGAAACUUCAAACUCAUGAAGAGUUAUUAUUUACUAGUACGAUGUUUGGAACUUUUGUUUCUCUCGGUGAGAAAAAGGUCAAAGUUGAUCGUUUUGAACGUUCGAUAUCAAACAUGACUUAUUUGUUUCCUUGUUCGUUGAACUUCUAAUCUACAUAUAUCUUUAAA
Molecule: messenger RNA, 811 nt
Organism: Cuscuta europaea
Lineage: Eukaryota; Viridiplantae; Streptophyta; Magnoliopsida; Solanales; Convolvulaceae
Source: the annotation of a GenBank genome assembly